CUUCAUUUUAGAGGACAACUUGCGAUGGAGUCUUUACCUCUUGAGCUGCCAGCUGACACAGUGCAACGCGUCGCAGCUGAACUCAAAUGUCAUCCAGCAGAUGAGAAGGUUGCUCUCCGCCUUGAUGAGGAAGAUAAGCUGAGCCACUUCAGGGAGUAUUUUUAUAUCCCCAAAAUGCAGGAUCUGCCUCCAAUUGAUAUAUCUUUAGUGAAUAAGGAUGAAAAUGCCAUCUAUUUAUUGGGAAAUUCUCUUGGCCUGCAACCAAAAAUGGUUAAAACGUAUCUUGAAGAAGAACUAGAUAAGUGGGCCAAAAUAGGAUUCUAUGGUCAUGAAGUAGGGAAACGUCCCUGGAUUACAGGAGAUGAGACUCUUUUAGGCCUUAUGAAGGACAUUGUAGGAGCCAAUGAGAAAGAAAUAGCCCUAAUGAAUGCAUUGACUGUUAAUUUACAUCUCCUACUGUUAUCAUUUUUUAAACCUACACCAAAACGAUAUAAAAUUCUUCUAGAAGCCAAAGCCUUCCCUUCUGAUCAUUAUGCUAUUGAGUCACAGCUUCAACUUCAUGGACUUAAUGUUGAGAAAAGUAUGCGGAUGAUAAAGCCAAGAGAGGGGGAAGAAAUCUUAAGAACAGAGGAUAUCCUUGACGUAAUUGAGAAGGAAGGAGAAUCAAUUGCAGUGAUCAUGUUCAGUGGGCUGAAUUUUUAUACUGGACAGCGCUUUAAUAUGCCUGCCAUCACCAAAGCUGGACAAGCCAAGGUAUGUGUGCCAUUUCAUCUUCACCUCCCUAAACACCACUGCUGAAGAUGAUUCUAGUGC
This is a messenger RNA of Tupaia belangeri chinensis (Chinese tree shrew), 813 nucleotides long. RefSeq names its product kynureninase (gene KYNU). The coding region runs from base 25 to 798 and encodes 257 amino acids. Gene Ontology annotation, cellular component: cytoplasm. Gene Ontology annotation, biological process: NAD+ biosynthetic process. NCBI's taxonomy places the organism in Eukaryota, Metazoa, Chordata, Mammalia, Scandentia, Tupaiidae. The transcript has 7 exons. Gene Ontology annotation, molecular function: pyridoxal phosphate binding; kynureninase activity. The record is from RefSeq and is a predicted model, not a curated record.